Rhagoletis zephyria (snowberry fruit fly) is the source of this 801-nucleotide messenger RNA. RefSeq lists its product as uncharacterized. Gene Ontology annotation, molecular function: nucleic acid binding. Gene Ontology annotation, biological process: DNA integration. NCBI's taxonomy places the organism in Eukaryota, Metazoa, Arthropoda, Insecta, Diptera, Tephritidae. The record is from RefSeq and is a predicted model, not a curated record.
AUGUGGCUCGUGUGCGUAGACGCGUACUCUCAAUACCCCUAUGUGACACAAAUGAAAACCACGACGACAGCUGACACCAUUAUGGCGCUCUCCGCUAUAUUCGCUAUUGAAGGGCUCCGCGAAACGCUAGUCAGCGACAAUGGGCCACAGUUAACGGCCGAUCUCUUCAAAAAAUUUUGUGCCGGCAAUGGCAUAAGGCAUAUCACAUCAGCUCCUUUCCACCCUGCUUCAAAUGGCUUAGCUGAGCGUUUUGUGCGUACUUUUAAAGCGGCAAUGUUAAAAAAUAUACAAGAUGGGUUGCCAAUUUCCGCUGCUUUAAUAAAGUACCUGUCGACUUAUCGCUCAGUACCCAAUGCUGCAGGUAAGACGCCUGUUCAAUUAUUGCAUGGUCGUACCGUACGCACCUUGCUGUCGCAAACGUUGCCAAUUACUCAUAAACAAAAUGAGUCAAAACAAUACGACAGCCCAAAGUUUAAACCUUCGCAACCGGUAUACUUUCGAAAUUACUCGCGAGGUUCCAAAUGGGUGAAAGGUCACAUCGACAGAGUGCUGGGAAAAAUGAUGUACGUCGUGGACACUCCGAAAGAAAGAUAUGAAGAGCUUCCGCUUGCAAAAUCAUACCCGGACGUCGCUAUACAAAAACGGCUGUCUGGAGCAGAGCGCGUUGUUGAACGCAGCUCUAAUGCUGCCGCUGAUCCGAGCACAUCACUUCGAGAAUUGUCCGUAGCUGAACCACUUCGUAGAAGUGAGCGCAACAGAAAGCCAGUGGAUCGCUUUGAGGCCGAAGAUUUUCGGAAAUAG